Messenger RNA from Erigeron canadensis, 813 nucleotides. RefSeq lists its product as uncharacterized. The transcript has a single exon. The record is from RefSeq and is a predicted model, not a curated record. NCBI's taxonomy places the organism in Eukaryota, Viridiplantae, Streptophyta, Magnoliopsida, Asterales, Asteraceae. The coding region runs from base 1 to 813 and encodes 270 amino acids.
AUGCAAAAACAUAUUGGUUCCACCACAAUCAUCGACGAACCGUUAGAAUGGUCCGACGAUAGUAGUUUAGAGGUGUUUGCGAACGCCAUUGAGUCCGAAGAAGCCGAAAGUUCCACGGCGCGUUUACGGGCGAAACGUAAAGUCGUGAACCGUAACCGUUGGACUGCUUCAGAAAGGUUGCACCGCGACUACUUUUGUGAAGAACCGAAAUACGACGAUGAUUUUUUUGACGAUAGGUAUCGUAUGCCUAAAAGACAUUUUCUAAAGAUCGUGCAUGAUAUUGAGUCGAGAUACGCGUAUUUUCAGGACUCGUAUGAUGCCCGGUUGGCCAAGAGUUCUACACCGAUGCAGAAGUGCACAUCUGCCAUCCGGAAACUUGCAACCGGUAAUCCUCCUGAUGAGUACGAUGAGUAUUUAGAGAUGGCCGGGAGAACAUCACGUGAAUGUCUUCAAAUUUUUUGUGACGCUAUCGUUGACACUUACAAGACCGAAUAUCUGCGUAAACCAACAACACAUGAUCUCCAUCGUUUGUUUGAAGCACACAAAGAAAGGCAUCACUUGCCUAGAAUGAUCGGUAGUCUAGAUUGUACACAUUUUGUUUGGAAGAUGUGUCCAAUGUGGAGGGGUCAAUACAAAAGGGGUGAUCAUGAAUACCCCAUUAUUAUGUUGGAAGCAACGGCGUCUCAGGAUUUAUGGAUAUGGCACGCCUUUUUUGGUCCUCCGGGUGCUCUAAACGACAUCAAUGUGCUGCAACAAUCUCCCUUGUUCCUCCCGAGCGUAUGGGCACUGCUCCUUACGUUCCAUUCAAUGUAA